CUCAAAAUUCUCAGUUCAAAAACGUCAGAUUGCAAAAAGAUCACUAGGCCAAAAAAAUGGUGACGCAGCAGGAAUCGGCGCACAAAAACAACGGAAACAAAGACGUAACCAUCGCUAUAAAAGAAAAAGAGGAAAGACCACGUAAACACCGAUUCAAACUCAAGGGAAUAUGGAGAGAGACGCAGCUAGCGCAGCCCAAGAUGCCGCAGGACAAGUUCGUACCCCCCUACGACGGACCACUGAUACUCAUCCAGAAAACCCUGGUCAUCGAACCGGAGAUCUUGACGCGCUGCAACCAGCUGGCCUACGCCCACCUACGCACCAUCUCCGACAACAAGAGGUCCUUCAAGGAUAUCCUGGACCAGAAGAAACAGAAGAACCUGGUGAAGCAGGAAGAGAAGACCAUCAAUUCCAUCUACUUCUUCUACAGGAAGCACAAGAUGAUGAAGGAGCAGAAGGCCCAGAAGAUGGCGCAGCGUAAAGCCUUGAUGGCCAAGUCGAGCAGGAAGAAAGUUAAAGAGACGGACGAACAGCGGGCUGCCCGGAUACAGAACUUGGCCACCCCCAAGAAGCUCUUCGUGGCGCCGUCUCCGAAGAGGGGUAAAUGGAAGACUCUGGACCAGAUGAGCAGGUACGUGGACCUGGCGGAACCUGUGAAACGCGAAGUUGUACCUCCUAGGACCAGCAACGAAGUUAGCAAAGCGGCCAAGAGCUACGUGGCAACGGACAUCAUACUGAAGCUAUUCCAACAGCCUAGGAGGUUCGAAUACUUGGAACCACCCUUGGAGGCCAGCAGGCCAGUACCUAAGACCGCCCUGACCUACAAGAUAACGCCACAGAUCGAGAAGCUGUAUGUCGUGAAGAUAAGGAAGGAAGGAACAGCCGCUGCUCCAGAAGAAGAGUUCUGGAAGAUAUCACCAGCUGCGUUGAAGUACAAGGCCACUCCUAGGAUACUCCAAUUGGCGAAACCAGUCGAACGACCAUAGUAUUAGUUAAUUUUAAGGUAAACAAUCAACUAGAAAAGUACAAAAAAGUUUUUUAAGUAUCCUACGUAAGCAAUGUGACGUUCUUGUGAUUACAAUCAAUAAAGUUUCGAAUGCAACACGAA
Coccinella septempunctata (seven-spotted ladybird) is the source of this 1108-nucleotide messenger RNA. RefSeq lists its product as uncharacterized. Lineage: Eukaryota; Metazoa; Arthropoda; Insecta; Coleoptera; Coccinellidae. The transcript has a single exon. The record is from RefSeq and is a predicted model, not a curated record. Bases 57 to 986 code for a protein of 309 amino acids.